Dichomitus squalens LYAD-421 SS1 is the source of this 3647-nucleotide messenger RNA. RefSeq names its product leucine-tRNA ligase. Gene Ontology annotation, biological process: leucyl-tRNA aminoacylation. The record is from RefSeq and is a predicted model, not a curated record. Gene Ontology annotation, molecular function: ATP binding; aminoacyl-tRNA deacylase activity; leucine-tRNA ligase activity. The transcript is spliced from 9 exons. The coding region runs from base 116 to 3382 and encodes 1088 amino acids. NCBI's taxonomy places the organism in Eukaryota, Fungi, Basidiomycota, Agaricomycetes, Polyporales, Polyporaceae.
UUGAUUUAGCUGCUCUAUCGGGACUGCAUUGGCCACCAUUCUCUCUCUCUGCCGACGUCCUGUACGUCUCGCUCGUUUUACGAGUCUAAAUCCACUCCACGUCCGCGCCCGCACCAUGGCGAACGCCUCCGCGAACACCAUCGAGCUCGCCCAGACCGGCAAACGCGACGAGCUCCGCGAGCUCGAGCUCAAGUACCAAGCCAGGUGGGAGAAGGAGCGGCUCUUCGAGGUCGAGGCACCGUCCCCGGAGGAGCUCAGCGGCCUCACCCCGGCGCAGAUCAAGGAGCAGUAUCCCAAGUGGUUCGGGAACUUCCCCUACCCGUACACGAACGGCUCUCUCCAUCUCGGACACGCCUUCACCAUCUCAAAAAUCGAGUUCGCGGCGGGAUACCAUCGGAUGGUGGGGAAGCGGGUGUUGUUUCCGCACGGGUUCCACUGUACGGGCAUGCCGAUCAAGGCUGCGGCAGACAAAAUCGAACGCGAGAUCGAGAUGUUCGGUGAAAACUUUGAGCGCUUCGUCCCCGACGAGGAGCCUACCCCCGCCGCGCCCGCGACGACGUCAGAUGGCUCCGCGAAAGCCGUUGACAAGGGGAAGAAGGGCAAGGUGGCGGCGAAGGCGACCGGGCUGCAAUACCAGUUCCAGAUCAUGGAGUCGAUGGGCGUGCCUCGGGAGGAGAUCAAGAAGUUUGCGGACCCGUACUACUGGUUGAAGUACUACCCCCCAAUCUGCAUCGAAGACAACAAGCUGUUCGGGUCGAGGAUAGACUGGCGCCGGUCAUUCAUCACGACUGUCGCGAACCCCUACUACGAUGCGUUCGUCCGGUGGCAGACCAACAAGCUGUAUAAGCUGGGAAAGAUCAAGUUCGGCGAGCGAUACACUGUCUACAGUCCAAAAGAUGGCCAGCCGUGUAUGGACCACGAUCGCUCCGAGGGCGAGGCCCUGGGACCGACGGAGUACACGGGCAUCAAGAUGGAGGUCGUCAGUUUUCCCGAGGCUGCUGAGAAGAUGAUCCGGGAGAAGGUCGGGAGCCGGAAGGUGUUCUUGGUCGCCGCUACCCUGAGACCGGAGACGAUGUACGGCCAGACGAACUGCUUCGUCGGCACGCAGAUCAAGUACGGCGUUUUCGGCAUCAACGACAAGGAGGCGUACGUCUGCACCUACCGCGCGGCGCGCAACAUGGCCUUCCAGGGUAUCACCGCCGUCCGCGGCGAGGUCAACCAGCUCGCGGAGAUCGAGGGCUCGCUGCUCGUCGGCACGAAAAUCAAGGCGCCCCUCUCCGUCAACCCGGAAGUGUACGUGCUCCCCAUGGAGAACGUCCUCCCGACGAAGGGCACGGGUGUCGUCACCUCCGUCCCCUCCGACUCCCCGGACGACUUCCAGACGCUGACCGACCUCCGCAAAAAGCCUGAAUUCUACAAGGUCGAUCCCUCCUGGAUGCAGUAUGACCCGGUGCCGGUGAUCUCGACGCCGACGUACGGAGAGAUGACGGCGCCAGCGGUGAUCAAGCAGCUUAAGAUCCAGAGCCAGAAGGACACGAAGCAGCUCGCGGAGGCGAAGGAGAUCGCGUACAAGGAGGGCUUCUACAACGGGACGAUGCUGGUGGGCGAGUUCAAGGGCCUAGCGGUGCAGGAGGCGAAGCCGCGGGUGCGCGAGCAGCUGAUCUCGUCUGGGUUGGCGUUCGCGUACGCGGAGCCCGAGGGGCUGAUCAUCUCGCGGAGCUCGGACGAGUGUGUGAUCGCGCUGAUGGACCAGUGGUACUUGGACUACGGCGAGCCUUCGUGGAGGGCGCAGGCUGAGAAGCUCGUUGCGAAGAUGGAGACCUAUAAUGCCGAGACCCGCAACGCGUUCGAGGGCGUCCUGGCUUGGCUGAACAAGUGGGCAUGCGCGCGUACGUACGGUCUCGGCUCGAAGAUUCCCUGGGACCCCACCUUCUUGGUUGAGAGUCUGAGCGACUCGACGAUCUACAUGGCGUACUACACCAUCGCCCACCAUCUGCACAGCAAGCUCGACGGCAGCGAACCCGGUGACCUCGGCAUCACCGCCGACCAAAUGACUGACGAGGUCUGGGACUACGUUCUCAAUGGCGGGCCCUUCCCCAACCCCGCGCCCUUGCCCAAGGAGAAGGCGGACCGGCUUAAGCACGACUUCAACUACUUCUAUCCCUUCGACGUGCGCUCGUCAGGCAAGGACCUGAUCCCGAAUCACCUCACGUUCUGCGUGUACAUCCACGCGGCGCUCUUCCCCGAGGAGAAGUGGCCGCUGAGCAUGCGCACGAACGGUCACCUGAUGGUCAACGGGCAGAAGAUGUCGAAGAGCAAAGGCAACUCGAUGACGAUGCGCCAAUGUAUCGAGAAGUUCGGCGCGGACGCGACGCGGCUGUGCUUGGCGGACGCGGGCGAUGGCAUUGAGGACGCGAACUUUGACGAGAAGACGGCGAACGCGAACAUCUUGCGUCUGCAUACGCUCAUCGCGUGGUGUGAUGAACAAAUCAAGAACAAGGGUCAGCUGCGCACGGGCGAGAAGAAUUACCACGACCUGGUCUUCGAGCAUGAGGUCAACGACCUGAACAUCAAGACUAAGCAGUUCUAUGCCGACAUGACCUACAAGGACGCCUUGAAAUAUGGCUUCUAUGAGCUCCAGUCAACACGCGAUUGGUACCGUGAGGUCACUGCCGACGUCGGUAUGCAUGCCGACCUUGUCGAGUGGUGGAUCCGUACCGCCGCUCUUCUCGCCCUCCCCGUGGCGCCCCACUUCGCCGAACACGUCUGGAGCACGAUUCUAAAAGAGCCCAAGUCCGUCCAACUUGCGCAGUGGCCAGCAGUCACGCGCCCCGUCGACCAGACCGUCCUCGACUCGGCCGUGUACAUGCGCGGAACGAUCAAGACGAUGCGCGACGCGGAGCUCUCGCUGCUCAAGAAGAUGAACAAGGGCAAGCAGGGCCAGGCGACGUACGACCCCAAGCGGCCCCGCGCGGUCCGCAUCUACGUCUCAACGGCGUUCCCCGAGUGGCAGGAGACGUGCGUGCAGAUCGUCAAGGACGCGUACUCGCCCGAGCAUGACAAGGUCGACGAUGCCAAGGUGCGCGAGCUUCUGACACAACGCGGCUUGAUCAAGGACAAGCGCGCGAUGCCGUUCGUGCAAGCGUUCAAGAAACGCAUGCAACAAUUCGGCACGCAGACCGCCUUCAACCGCACGGUGCCGUUCUCGGAGGUCAAGAUCCUUCACGAGAUCUUGCCGUACCUGAAGCGGACAUUGAAUCUGACCGACGCGGAGGUCCUCUUGGUAGACGACGCGAAGUCAAAAGACCUGUCAACCCUCACAAAGGGGCUCGUCGAGAGCGCAGAACCCGGGAACCCAGCUUUCGAAUACUACAACGUAUAGGGACCCAAUAGUCGCUUGCAAUUGCUUUCAGUAGAUUAGAAUACAAAGGUGCAGCCCUCUUUUCCACAUGUGCAAUAGAUUCUCGUUCGCAAAUGAUACAGUUGAUCUGGCGCUUAUUGUACAAGAUUUCGUACUCUUUCGGAUUCAGCUUGUCCUCCCCCUCUCGGAAAUCGCCCCCUCAACUCGAACGACGGUGGGUAGGAGCCUGGCGGAGCUCGAGAUCCUGUAGAUUUAAAGUACGAGAGGUCAACACGCCGUGUAUUUC